Bursaphelenchus xylophilus (pine wood nematode) is the source of this 2468-nucleotide messenger RNA. NCBI's taxonomy places the organism in Eukaryota, Metazoa, Nematoda, Chromadorea, Rhabditida, Aphelenchoididae. The record is from the annotation of a GenBank genome assembly.
AUGGAGUCGAGUGCGUCGCAAACCCCGAAAGAGGUCUCACCGCUUCGGGAAAGCACGAUUUUAAGGUCUUCCGAAGAGUCCACGCCCGCUAAUACACCGGAAUUUACACAUGAUCUCAAAGAUGCAGAUGAAACGAAUGUUCCGAUUUUGAGAAAAGUUCGCGCCAUCCCCAAAAGAUCUCGGACGUUGAAACGAGAGAAAUUGGUCGAGGUAAACAGAUGAGUAUGUUUUUCUUAUUGUCCUUGAACUUUUAGUGGGCCCUCAAAUUCUCCUCCCCGAACUCGGAGAAUGGAGAAAAACGGAGUAAUCGGCGGAACAAAAAUCGAUGUGAUACUUGUGGAGUAAGUCGAUUUUUUAUGUGGUUUUAUGUGUUUAGCAAGGAGGACUGAUCUACUGCUGCGAUGGUUGCCCACUUGUGUUCCAUGCCAACUGUCAUCGACCCAAAAUUCAAGUGACGGACAACAAGGAGCCGUUUUACUGCAGAAAAUGCAAAUUCUUGAUGGAUUAUACGGAAGCGGCGGAUGAAUACGCGUAUAAACAGGUGAGGAGAGAUGAAACAUAAUUUGGAAAGUUAAUUAGACUGUUUUUGGCAAAAAUUUUGGAGGUUUUGAAGAAAAUUAUAUUGUUUUAGGUAAUAAUUUUGAUUAUUCAUUGAAGAUUUGGAUUUUUUUUGUGAUUGUUCGUUUUUAUGGAAUAGAAGAGGUCUUAAAAAUGAUUUAGAGAGUUACAUAGGUCGAUUGGGUCAACCGUUAUUUGUUUUCGGAAUAAAAUUAUAUUAUUUUAGGUAACAGUUUUAAUUUUUUUUUUGAAUUUUGUAUUUUUAGAAGGAUCCUGAGCGCGAUGAGUCCAUUCCAAGGUUUUUUCACAACUUGUGCUUCAAAAUGUUGACCGUCCGAGAGCAGCCGUUCACAUUGCCGAAGUCAGUAACGGAUCAAGUAGUCAAACUUCCAAAGGUGUGGGUCGGUGAUACCCUUCCCAAUUCGAGAAAGAAACGACCCGAUCAAGACUCGGAAUGCUACAUUUGUAAUAAGUAAGCAUUAUUUUUCAAUUUUUUUUUUUUUUUUGAAAUUUAGGACCGUCAGCUUCCCAAAUUACAAUAAAUGCUUCUUUUGUCCGCUUGUGGUCCAUCUGGACUGUCAGUUGGAACCCCAAACGGCUAGACGAAUAUACGCAUGGCGAUGCCCUUGUCAUAUCGAGAAUUUUGUGGUGAGUUUUUGGAAAACUUGACCUUGUACUUGGAUCAGCGGGAUAUAAAAGGAUCAGGUGGUCGAUAACAUGGGAAUGAAUAGAACGGAAUAUGCAAAGACUUUAAUUUUUAGGACCCCCAGAGGUCGCAUUUUCAAGCAUGCACCUUUUUUACUAAAAAAACGCUCCAGCAAUCUGUGAACAUCAGUUUUACAUAUUUUCCUAAACUUGAAGCAUGAAAAUCGGGCGUUUUUGAAAUGAAAAAAUGGUGAAAUUUCUUGGCAAGAAACUUUUUCUUACCAAAAAAAUCCUUCGGCAAUCUUUAAGCACCAAUUUUGUAUGUUUUUCCCGCAUCCAACCAUAAAAAUCAAUCGUUUUUGAAAUGAAAAAUUAAAAUUUGACAAGUCAGUGGAAAAACAUGGAUUUUCAAAAAACCCUGAGGGGAUAGUACCACAAAAAAGUGUAUUUCUAGGAAAGCUGGAAUCUGUAGACCUGAAAAAAAAACAUUUUUUUGUUAAUUUUGGUUCAUUCACUGGAACAAAGUUGACAAAAAUUGUGUUUUUGGGAUCUACAGAUUCCAGCUUUCCUAGAAAUUCACUUUUUUGUGGUACUAUCCCCUUAGGGUUUUUUGAAAAUCUAUUUUUUCCACUGACUUGUCAAAUUUUUAUUUUUCAUUUCACAAACGGUUGAUUUGUAUGGUUAGAUGUGGGGAAAAUUUACAAAAUUGGUAUUCACAGAUUGCCGGAGGAUUUUUUGAUAAGAAAAAGUUUCAUGCCAAAAAAUUUCACCAUUUUUUUCAAAAACGCCCGGUUUUCAUGAUUCAAAUUUAGGAAAAUGUGUAAAACUGAUGUUCACAGAUUGCCAGGAGUGUUUUUUAGUUGAAAAAAAGGUGCGCGCUAAAAAAAUGCGACCUCUGGGGUCCUAAAAUCAAGUCUUUGCAUAUUCUGUUCCAUUCAUUCCACCUCAGUUUUCAUAAACUUUGAGUUAUUAUUUCGCAAGUUAUUGGCCUAAAACUCUUCCGGAUUUUAUGGCAAAAAAUUGAUUUAUGGACUAAUAAAAAUUUUUUGAAGGAUAACAUGCUGAUUCACACCGAGUCCUUUGUGAACAGAGCCAAGAUGUACAAGAAAUACGCCUCCACGAAUCCGAAUCGCGACAAUAAUCGGGUGCUGCUGGAAUGCGCUCAAAAAUUGGCCAAGGAAGAAACGGAAAAACGCCAAAUCUUGGAAGCGGCCAGCAUUUUAGUGGGGUUAAAAAAUUCAAAAUCAGGGACGGGUAAAAACUAA